AUGGCCAGCUACUGCAACUCCACGGCCAUUAGGAGGUCUGGAAGCAUUAGGAGCGAUGAUGAAGUCAGUAUCGAAGGGCCAGUUGAAAUUGAGGGUUCGAUCAAGUCGGGAAGCAGUAUCAGUCUUAAGGGCGAGGUCAGUGUGAGAGACAAGAUGGACGCCUACGGAGGUAUCGAGAUGAAUGGAAGCAUCAGUUGCGGCGGCCGAAUCAAGGCCUAUGGAAAUAUUGUGGUGUCGGGAUGCUUGGUUGCCAAAGACAAGAUCAAAGGAUAUGGAAAGCUUAAGGUUGUCGGAACUCUCGAGGGAACCGAGUUGGAGAUUUACGGAAAUGUGAGCAUCACGGGAUGUCUCAAAUGUCGUCGUCUGGUUGUCUACGGAAACUUGACCCUCAUCGGACCCGAGUCGGGUUACUAUGUUGAACAACCUGCAGCGAUCGCGGGUGCGACCAUGAUGAGGGAGACGGAGCCUGACUGGGACUGGUAA
Molecule: messenger RNA, 483 nt
Organism: Fusarium vanettenii 77-13-4
Lineage: Eukaryota; Fungi; Ascomycota; Sordariomycetes; Hypocreales; Nectriaceae
Exons: 3
Coding region: 1-483 (160 amino acids)
Source: RefSeq, a predicted model, not a curated record